GAUAUUUGGUAGCUACAAAUAAACUCAAAGUUCAAAAUAAAUAACAAUAGAUAACUUUAAUUAACUAAACGAUUUAUUUAAACUAUGUCACUGUGGCAAUUCUCCGAAUCUUCGCUGCCACUUCUUAGACGUUGUAUCGAAGCUUCAAAAUUAGAUCAGAAUAAUAAAUGGGUUCAAAGAUUUGGUUCCUUUAACCACGAAAAGGAAGCGGAAAAUGUGAAAGAAAGCGACAAUAAUGCAGCGAUUUCAAUUCCCGUUUUAGAACAUACGAAUUCACACAGUCUAGAAACACUAAUUCUAGAAGAAGUCGAAAUAUCUGACAAUAUUUGGCAGGAAAUGAUUGAUAUUGAUCCUAUUUCUCAAUUCGAUUAUUUAGUAGAAAAUUGCUUGAAACAUUCAGCUCUAUAUCCUAUGCUGGCCGCAAAAUUAUCACUAACAUCCGUUGAAAAGCUGUGUAGUCAUAUUUUCAAAACUGAUAUCAUAAAUUUGACAUUCCUUGAAAAAUUCUAUACUUUAUUUUUGCCGGUAUAUUUGAAAAGGGAAUACACAAGGACGUCCUUAGACAUAAUAAUAAAGGCUGAAAAAUUCAACAGUGUAAUAUUUAAGUAUUUAUUAGAAUUAAUGAUUAAAGAUACUGAGUUGUCUGCUCAAGUUUUACAACAAUAUAUAUCGACAAUGGAUAUUAAAUGUCAGUCGGAAUUAAUGAAAAAUAUAAUUUCUUUUAAUUUAUCAAAUGACGUUUUUAUUCAUCAUUUAUAUUCAAUUCAUAUAUUGUAUAAAAAUUGUGAAAAAACUGAUUCAAUACAAAAUUAUGUUUUAUCGAAAUUAUCAAAUGCUUCACAGCAAUGUGUUAACGAUAAGAAUUAUGGUCGGCUACUACUAACCUAUCUACAAGCACAAAAAAAGUUUAGUACAAAUUAUACAGUUGUACAAAAAAUAAUAGAUUUGCACAGGUCUCCUUUUAAAAAACCUUGCAUGAAUGCAUUUAAUGAAUUGCAACAAUUACAAGAUCAAUCUAUUCUAAAUUCAAAUGAGAAUUUUUAGAUAUUUUACUGUUUCUUAAUUCUUACAAAUUUAUGGUGAAUUUAGAUUCUACUGUUCUAAUUGGCAGAAGCUCAGCAGUAACUCAGUAUACAUGUAACGUUUAAAUAAAAGGAAAUACCACUCACUGACAAUCUCCUAAACUAUCUGCACGAUUGACUUGAAAUUUGUUAGUUACUCCUUCCUCGACAUAGACGCUCCCUAAGAAAGGAUUUUAUUCAAAUCCUUUUGAAAAUACAUUGUUCUUAAUUGUGCGAACCCAAGAUGCCAGUAAUUAUAUAAAAUUAAGAUGUGGGUAUAAGUUGUUGACCUUGCUUGAUUGGAGACAAUAAAUAUUCCCUGUGCAGACUUCAGACCCCUUAUUUCCUGUGUUUGCAGAGAAAAGUGAAAAUAAUAAAUUACCUUGUUGUGUUAAAUAGAUAAAGCUAGUAAAUAAAUAUAUGUAUUA
Molecule: messenger RNA, 1489 nt
Organism: Nymphalis io (European peacock)
Lineage: Eukaryota; Metazoa; Arthropoda; Insecta; Lepidoptera; Nymphalidae
Exons: 1
Coding region: 85-1044 (319 amino acids)
Source: RefSeq, a predicted model, not a curated record